Messenger RNA from Pseudocercospora fijiensis CIRAD86, 2510 nucleotides. RefSeq lists its product as uncharacterized. Gene Ontology annotation, biological process: transmembrane transport. The record is from RefSeq and is a predicted model, not a curated record. Gene Ontology annotation, molecular function: oligopeptide transmembrane transporter activity. NCBI's taxonomy places the organism in Eukaryota, Fungi, Ascomycota, Dothideomycetes, Mycosphaerellales, Mycosphaerellaceae. Bases 35 to 2455 code for a protein of 806 amino acids. The transcript is spliced from 4 exons.
CGAAGCUGGGCGCCCGCGUGAGCUUCUUUUCACCAUGAAUCGCUUACGUCGACCAUGGACGGUCCACCGGACGAACACGGAUGACGUGCAGAUGAACACUUUGCACGACAAUGGCAAGAAACCGGCCCGUGACAACUCGGAUGAAGAGCUCGCGCAAGCGAACGACGAGAAGAUCAUUCAGACUGGGAGGAUAGAGCCUGUAAACGGAAAUCGACAAGGCAAUCCCACGGAAAUCGAGGUUGAUCUCAGCCAUGUCGUGGAAGACAACGAAAUCAAGGACCUGGACGGCGAUACGUCGCCAUAUCCGGAAGUGCGCGCGGUUGUACCAGAAACAGACGAUCCAUCGAUACCUGUGAACACGCUUCGGAUGUGGUUGCUCGGAAUCAUUUGGGUCUUGAUCGGUGGCGGCGUGAACCAGUUCUUCUCGCUCCGUUAUCCCGCCGUUCAUAUCGUAUCCAUCGUUGCUGAAUUGCUGGCCUAUCCUAUGGGUGUUGCACUGGCUCACAUCUUGCCAAUCAUGACCAUCAACAUCCCAUACUUCGGACCAUGGACCGUCAACCCGGACAGACACUUCAAUGUCAAAGAGCAUGUGGUCAUUGUCAUCAUGUCGAACGUGACAAUCGGCUUCGCAGGAGGUGCAGAUGCAAGCAAUGUCAUUCAAGCGGCCAUGAAGUUCUACGGGUUUGACAUUAAGCCGGGCUUCAGUGUCCUGGUCGUCCUCUGCUGUCAACUCCUCGGGUUUGGGAUUGCAGGUCUCUGCCGACAAUGGCUAGUAGAGCCAGCGAACAUCAUCUGGCCUGGCGUCUUGGGCAACUGUGCGCUGCUAAAUUCCCUACACAGUCGAGCAAACGUCGUUGCAGACGGAUGGAAGAUCUCCAGAAUCAGAUUCUUCAUGAUCGUCAUGGCUUGUGCGUUUGUUUGGUACUGGUUUCCCGGGUUAAUGUUCGUUGCGCUGAGUUACUUCACCUGGGUCUGCUGGAUCGCUCCUAAUAAUAUCGUCGUCAAUCAGUUAUUUGGCUUCCAGACAGGUCUCGGACUGAGCCCGAUCACAUUUGACUGGAGUCAGAUUGCUUACAAUACCAAUCCCCUCCUUUCGCCUUCUUGGGCUGCUAUCAACGUCUUUGGUGGCUUCGCCUUCUUCUACUGGAUCGUGGUUCCUGGCAUAUACUACACCAACACUUGGUUCACUGCUUACCUUCCAAUGAUGACAGCGGACGUCUACGAUCGCUUUGGUGGAGAGUACAAUGUCACAAAGGUUCUGACUCCUGAUGGGACCCUGGAUCCUGUCGCCUACGCAGAGUACUCUCCGCCGUACUUGAGCGCUACAUUUGCAUUUGUGUAUGGCUUGUCUUUCGCUUCCAUCACUGCCGUGCUUGUCCACGUCUGGCUGUGGCACGGUAGCGAUAUCUACGAAGCUCUUCGAGGUCGCCAGAAGCUUGACAUCCAUGGUCGUCUCAUGCGAGCAUACAGGGAUGUGCCCUGGUGGUGGUAUAUUGUCCUGCUUGCUGUGUGCUUUGCGAUGUCGUGUGUUCUGGUCGAGGUCUUCAACACAGAGCUUCCCAUCUACGGAGUCGUUCUUGCACUUUUGAUUCCUGCAAUUUACAUGGUUCCAUGCGGCAUAAUCCAAGGCAUCACAAACGUCGAUGCGAAUCAACUGAAUGUGCUUUCGGAAUUUAUUGGAGGCUACAUGUUCAAAGGAAAGCCUCUUGCAAACAUGGUAUUCAAGAUCUUGUCGACCGACGUUGUUAGUCAAGGCAUUUUCUUCGCCCAAGAUCAGAAGCUGGGUCAUUACUUCAAGGUCGCUCCCCGAACUGUCUUCUUUGCGCAAGGACUUGCUACCGUUCUUGGGGCUCUAUGUCAGACUGGAGUAACUCUGUGGAUGCUUGGCAACAUUGACGAUAUCUGCUCUAGUGAUCAGAAGGAUUCGUUCACAUGUCCGAAUGGCAGAACGGUGUUUUCAAGCUCCGUAAUUUGGGGCUUGGUCGGACCCGGAAGACUAUACAGCGUUGGCAAGAUCUACAGUUCCCUGCUGCAUUUCUUCUGGCUUGGAUUAUUGGUACCCGUCCUGAGCUGGGCUGCGUGGAAGUAUACCAAAAAGGACUGGAUCAAGAAGCUCAACUGGCCCUUGAUCUUUGUGGGAACGUACAAUGUGCCUCCUGCCACGGGCAUCAAUUACUCCUCGUGGGCUCUGGUCAACGUCAUCUUCAACCACAGCAUCAAGAAGAAGUUCUUCGCGUGGUGGGCCAAGUAUAACUACAUCCUCGCGGCUGCCAUGGACUUUGGUACUGCGUUUUCGGGCAUCAUCAUCUUCUUUGCUGUGAGCUAUCCUGGAUACUCCUUUCCGGACUGGUGGGGCAACACGGUGUUUCUCAAUACGGCAGACGGAAGAGGUGAUGCCUGGAAGGCGAUGCCGUCCGUCGGCUAUUUCGGAGCGGCCAACGGGACGUGGAGCUAGGGAACAUGUGUGUUCGUCGAGGACUAUCGUAGUGUCAUACUCGAUCUGCUUGUCU